This is a messenger RNA of Drosophila ananassae, 8769 nucleotides long. RefSeq names its product trithorax group protein osa. Lineage: Eukaryota; Metazoa; Arthropoda; Insecta; Diptera; Drosophilidae. Gene Ontology annotation, molecular function: MAP kinase scaffold activity. The transcript is spliced from 12 exons. The coding region runs from base 317 to 8008 and encodes 2563 amino acids. The record is from RefSeq and is a predicted model, not a curated record.
UCCAGUCAGGCCAAUCUCCAGCGAACCCGACUUCAAUGCGCGUCGAGACUCUGCUGCGUUCGGUCGCCCAGUGCGCUUUCAGAUUCAGAUACGAACGUAACCGUGAGAUACUUUCUGCGCAGCGCGAGUGGCUUAGCAUAAACGAGUGUGAAAUAAAUAAAAAUAAUUCUAUGAUAUAGACUUUUGGAACUUAAUUAUUAGUUAUUAGUUGGACUAUGCAAAAGUGAUUCAAAAGAAAGUAAAAAACAAACUACUGAGAAGUGUAAUUAUCAAAAAAAAGUUUAAAAAAGAAACUGCUUAAAAAAAUAAAAGUGAAAUGGCCACCUCAGCUAUGCAAUCUGCGGCAUCAUCCGCCCCCGGUUCCGUAUCCGCCAAUAAUCCCCAACUUAAACGCGUCGUCUACUCCAAGUACCGCGAACUCCUCGGAUCGUAUAAUGAUAAGGCCAAUGCCAUUAUCGACACCCUGCCCGCCUAUAUGGUGCACAAGGAUCGGGGCUUCCAGCUGCCGGAGCUACAUCCUGUGACGAACGGGGAUGCCAAGAACUGCCUGGAGUCGUCAUACGGACAGCGCGGAGGAGGAGGAGCCGGAAAUGGAGGCUACGAGGCCCCCGCCUGCGUCCAGAACGCGAUGAUGACAAAAGACAAGAAGCCGUUCACCUACACACCCGGCGGCAUUGAUCUCUCCCAGAUCCGGUCCGAGCGGAUGGCCAAGCGCCUGGCCCGCAACGCCCAGUCGGAGGGGGCGACCGGCGCCUCCCAACAGAACAGACCCGCCCAGCCGCAGUCGCCGGGCGGAGGGGCGGCCAGCGCGAUGGGUGCCGCCGCCAUGGGCAUGCCCUUCCAGGUGCUGCCCCCGCCGCCGCCGCCACAGCCUCUGGGACAGACGGGUAAGAACGGUACGUCCGCCGCUGCAGCGGCUGCACCCCCACCACCACCCCCCCAACAACCCAGCACACUAGCGCCGCCCACAGGGCGUCUAAGUGCACCCGGUUCUCCGGCGACGGCCCGCAAGUCGCCAACUCCACAGCGCUUCGAGCCGCCGCCACUCGGCUUCCGGCCGGAGAUCAAAAUUCCACCCAAUCCGAUGGCAGCACUGCGCAAAGUUCCGCCUCCGGUGGAGAAGAACACAUUCUGGAAGGACGAGUACUGCAAAGACCGCUCCAAGAGCCCCCUGCCCGAGGUGACAGCUGCCCCCACUGAGGGGUACACCAAUGGGAACAGCAACAGCAAUGGCAAUGGCAAUGGCAAUAGCAGCAGCAACAGCCCCUCAGAUGUUGUUGAUGCUCCCCGGUCAGCACCAGCUCCCAGUGUGGAAAGUAACAAUGGCAAUAGUUAUAUUCCAUAUACACCCACUACGCAGCAACAGCCGCCGGUGGCUUCUCCCAAGACACCACCAAUGCCGCAGCAACAGCCUACGCCACCAGCAACACCACCACAGCAGGAGCAGCAACAGCAACCGACACAAACUCAGCCGCAGCAGGUAACACCACAGCAGGAGCAGGAACCACAACAGCUGCCAUCACAGUUCCGUAGUGUAGCUAUGCCAACUUCGCCGGCUGUGAAUGUCUACACUCGGCAAACGGAGAGCCCUCGAUCGCCUUUCGAGCAGCAGCAGCGAUCCACAGAAAGUCCCUUCCGGUACGCCCAACAGCAACAGUCGCCACAGCAACGUCCACCAGCAGCCAUAUCGCCACUGGCUCAGGUGCCACAGCAGCAACAGUCGCCGCAGCAACGUCCACCAGCAGCCAUAUCGCCACUGGCUCAGGUGCCACAGCAGCAACAGUCACCGCAGCAACGUCCACCAGCAGCCAUAUCACCACUGGCUCAGGUGCCACAACAGCAGCAGCAGCAGCAGUCACAGCAACAGGCUGCCCAGUCUGUGCCCUGGAGAACACAACGCCAGCCUGGCCCACAGCAACAGCAGCAGCAAUUGCAAUCGCAUCCCCAGCCUAUCUACAACAAUGUUCAGCAGCAACAGCAACAGAGAUCUCGCGAUGUUUUCAGCCCAGCUAGGACUGAAACCGGAGCAACUAGUUUCCAACAACAGCAGCAACAGCAGAACUUUGGCCCUCAAACUCAAAACCAAUAUGCGGCAGCAGCAAAGCCAACCAAUGUUGGCUCGCUCUACAUCGCUCCGUUGGCCCAACCCACAGAGCCGCAGGCUCAACGAAUUCUGUUGCAGCAACAGCAGCAGCAGGCAGGUGCCCGUGAUUCGCCAAUGCGUCAGUUGCCACAGCAGCAGCAGUCACAGCAGCCGCAAGGCAACCAGAAUCUGAGGUGGCUCACCUCUCAGCCGGCCAGCAAGGAGCAGGCACCCUGGGCCCUGGGUCGUCCCGAGGAGAACGGCAACGUGCUGCCCUCCACUCUUAGACAGACCACGCCGCAGCCCCAGAGCCAGACCUCGUUCUACCAGCUGCCGCAGUUGCAGCCACAGACAGGAAAUGGCUAUGGACCAUCUCCGGUGGCAGCUGCUCCCAUCAUCAGUCAGCACAAUUUCGGAUCGAAUCCUCAGCCAGGAGGAUUGCGUUUGCAGAUCAAUCUGAACACCAAUGGCAGCAGCAGCAACAACAAUGCCAAUCCAAGCGCACCAAGGGAACGUAUCAUACCCAUAACUCUGGAGCAGACACCCACCUAUGCCGCAGCCCAGCCCAAUUUUGGUGCGCCUGCAGGUCACAUAAUUCGCUCAGCUAAUCAAUUUGUCGAUCAAGGUUACAACAAUUAUGCAGCUCCCCCAGCGGGGCAGUGGCGGGAACCGAGUUCCCAGCGUGUCCUUUCGCCCAGCCAACCGCCGGUUAAUGCCAGCACCAACGGUACCGCAACCAGGAUAAUUCCGAUCGCAAUCGAGGGAGGACGCGGAGGUCCUGUCUCCCAGUCGCCUGUUCUGCUCCAAAAUGGCAAUUACAAUUUGUAUGUGCACCAGUGUCCGCUCGAGGCGGAGAUACUCUACAGAAAGAAUCGUCUCAGCGAUCCACGUUCACCGCCCAUCCAAUCGAAAUCGUUUAGAAUUUUGCAAAAGAUAACCGACACCGUGGACGAUGGAAGCGAUGGAGCGCCACAGCAUCAGCAGCAGCAGUCGCCGCAACAAACGCCCCAGGAGGCGGAGUUGCAGCGGCCACAGUUUGCCCGCCAGAUGAGCGCCCAACAGGCUAGGAAUAGUCCGACCAUCGAGCAGAUGAGGCGCCUCCAAAUCGCCCAGGAUCAGCAGCAGUAUCAGUCGGGUACGCCACUAGCUUGGUCCCCGCAAGGUAAUGGAGUCUCUGCCCAGAACCGAUUCACCCAACAACGUUAUGAUACACCCCAACAACAGCAAAAAUAUGUGCCGCCUAGUGAACAACAAGUUCCGGAACCCAAAAAGUACACAGGAAGCGCUAUACCCAGUCGAUCAUUUAAGAUUCUUCAAGCAAUGACAACACCUGAAAAUGCCGACCAUAAAAAUCACACCGAGCUGGACUCGGAUUUGGAAAAUGUUGAACUGAACGAAAACCCAAUUAAUAUAAAUAAUAAUAAUAAUAAUGAAAACAAAAAUAAUCAUAAUAAGAUUAACAAUAAAACCAACAAACGCCACAGUUACACCUCAGCCACCCCCACACCACCACCCACAACAUACAGUACAGACCCCGCCACCCACUCAUCCAACUCAUCCCUAAAUUCGGAUAGCUCUUGUGCCCCCCAGCCCCCUCGUUCUCAGUCGGUGCCACCGCACUAUCCCUAUGCCUUCGGUUACCCCUAUCCCUGGUACAUGCCUCCACCGCCGCCACCAAACGGUGAGGGUGCUGCGCCCUGGCCCUAUCCCUACCCCUAUCCUCCGCCCCCACCUCCACCUCACACGGUGGACGGAAAGCCAGCGGAGGGAUAUCCAUAUCCCUACUAUUAUCCUUAUUACCCGCCGCCACCCAUGCCGCCAUACGGCCAACAGGCGGGGGAAACCCAGUCCCCUGCAGCCUACCCCCCUUUCUAUGGUCAUCCUUAUCCCUAUCCUGUGGCGCCCAGCUACAGCCAGAGUUCCACGGAGGAGAGCAGGGCCAGCAGCAUAUUGCCCGACAUCAUCAUCACCCCCAGCACUGAUGACAUGCCCUCGCAGGUGAUCAUGCAACAUCAUAUACGCGUGGAGCCACGAGAGCCACCCAAGCGGGCUCACUCCGUGGAGAUAGAGGAGCUGGUCAGCCGGCCAAAGGCCAGAAAUAUCUGCACCAACAAUCAGCAGGUCAUCGAUGUGCUCAGCCAGAGGUUGGCUAACAUCAGUAAGAUCGCCGGAGGCAACACCCAGGCCAACCUCUCCAAGCAAUUGCAAAAGAACUAUGCCGGCGAACAUUCAAAGGAGCUGGGCGAGAGAUCCCCCAGCGAGAAUGCCUCGAAUUCCGAUAGCGAAUCUUCGGAUGAGAGCAGUGACGAGGAUGACGAAGUUACUCCGAAAAUGGGUGCCCGUCCGGCUCCCCUGCAAGCCAUCAAAUCGGUGACCAAUGUUCAGGUUUACAAAGGAAAGAGCCUGGAGCGGCACUUGGAUUCAGAAAGUAGUGAUGACGACGAGGACGUGACCACCGCGGAUGAGAUGUACGAUGAAGAGGAGCAGGUCGAGCUGGAACAGGAAGGCCUGGUGGAGGAAAUGGAAGAAGAUUACAUCGUGGAGGAGGAUCUGAGCGUUAUUUACGAAGAGGAGAGUGAGCUGGAACGCAGCAGCGAAUAUGCCAAGACAGUCGUCCGUAAUGACUCCCGAUCCACCAUUGUGGAUGAAAUUGAUAAGCAAAUCGAGGAGAACGAUGAUGACGAUGAGGAGUCAAACUCAGUAACCGUGCGCCUGCCUUUGCGUUUCUCAUUCAGCCGGAAUACUAACGAUGAGGACGUAGCCACAGUCCAAGUGGGCAGCACCACUCAGGUGGAGGAGAAGCGCCCCAGCAUUGCCAGUUCCUUCAGUGUCGCCAAAGUGGAAAGCGAAGACGAAGAUGAGGAUGACUGCGACGUCAGCGUAACCAUUAGUCUGUCCAACUCAUCCCGUUCCAAUUCGGUGGAAAAAGCAACCCAGCCAUACAAGACCUCCAGUGCCUAUCCCGUAGAGGAGAUGGCUGUUCCCAGGAAAACCAGUAUUGAAGAUGACACCAACUCAUUUUCCUUGGGAAUGCGGAACAAAUUCCUUGGUGACACAAUGUCCAGCGAUGUCACCAACAACAUAUCCCGAGUGGAAGGCAAACCGAAGAUCGAAGAAGUCAAGGAAGUGGCUAGCUCGCCAAAAGAAGAGUUCGAUUUCUUCGCCACAUUGAUGGCCACCAAGAUGCAGGCCCAAAAAAUGAUGGAACAGUCGAAAAACUUCUGGAAAACUCCAGAAGCGAAGCCAGCAGAUCAAACGGCUGAGGUCCCAAAACUACGAUCCAAAGAAAAUGCACUGGAAUCUAAGCCACCUAGACCCAAAUCGGCCGAUGUGUCCAAGACUCAAGCAUCGCUCGAGGCGGCCAAGAACAGCUUCUGGUCCACCUUUGCCACGGCUUCCCAAGAAGCAGAACCCUCAAAGGAACCUGAAGAAAAACCAGAGGAAGUGGAUUUCUGGGCAAGCAUAGAAAAAAAGGAAUCUAGCGACGUGCCUGACAAAAAGUGGACAAAAAAGAAGAAAACCGUCACAUACACGCCUUUAAAGAAAGAGACUGUGACUUCUGUGGAGCACUGGACCACCACGCUAAGAGCUCGAGUGGAUUCGUUGCCCAGCUUCCAAAGAGCUGAAGUACAUUUUAUAGUUGAAGAAAAGCCAGAGCAGCCCAAGAAGGACGAAGGUCAGGAAGAAGACGAAGAGGAGGACUUCUGGGCCUCAGUGGAGAAAGCUAAGGCUGUUAAGAGCAGUGAGAAAAUUUCAAAUACCAACUUGGAGAGUUCCACCUACAACCAAGAGCCCCAGAUGGAAACAGAGUCCACUAUGUGGAUUGAUCAGAGCAAAGAGGAUUAUUCCUCCCAACCUGCAGAAGAUGAAGUGGACUUUUGGGCGGACAUCCAGUCCUCUACCAGCAUUCAAGAAGAAGAAAAGCCCCAAAACAUGGAAUAUGAUCCCACGAAGUAUCCAGAAGAGCCCCGUGAAGUUGACACCGACGAAGAAAUCGAUUUUUGGGCCGAGAUCGAAGCCAAUAGAAAGCCUGGCGAAGACGAUGAUGAAGAUGUGACCUUUCACAAGUCCGCUACGUUCUGGGCCCGAAAGGAACGUCAGAACUCCGUCGAGGAGACACCCUACAAGCCAGUGGAAACCAAAGCAUUUAGAGCCAAGUUGCCGGAUGAGCCGGCAGUGGAGAUCGAUGUGUGGGCCACUCUGGAAGCAGCCAGAGGCGAGGAACCCGUAAUAGUCGAUCCAGUUAUAGAAGAAGAGAAUGUUCUUGCUGAGCAAUAUGAGGAUCUGGAACAUGAUGCUCCAGAAGAGGAUGAAGACAAAAACAAAGCAGAACAUAAUGCGAAACCCCAAGAACCAACGCCAGAGAGUAAUCUGAGUCAUGUAGACACUAUGUCCAUGGCUUCAAUGCACGAGCCAGCCACAGUCUACACUUGGUCUGCACCACCUCAGGAGGAACAGGAGGAAGAGGUUGACUUCUGGGCAGAUAUAGAAAAUGAGCGCGCGAAGAAGGAGCAGGUCGAGGAGGCGGAACAGAAGCGCCAAAACUAUCGUCAAGCCAUGGCCUUCUUCAACACCUCCAUCGAUGGCCAGCAAACUCCACCGCAGGCAAGUCCCCAGAAGGGUAAUCGCAGCAGUGUUAUCCUAGAAGCCGAAGAACCUCAGGACUUGGACCUGGGACCACCGGGUGAGUACGAGAUUGUUGGAGAAGACGGCGGUAUUGUAGAAGAGCACAAACCACAAAUCCCUGAAGUCGAAGAGGAGGAACGAGGAGCUCCCACGCCCACGCCCACCAACUCAGAACCCCAACUGCCCGAGGUCUAUGUGGAACCAGAACCAGAGGUUAAGCUCCUACCGAACGGAUUGCCCGAUCUUGGAGUUGAGAAGUUUAGCGCGGAAGCGCCAAAGAUCUCCGUGCGAGACAGAAUCAGUGCCUUUGAAGUGGUCCCCACCCAGGGAUCCAAGGCUCUGACCACACAGUCCCUGUCUGUGGACAGUGGUGUUGGCAAGGGAACACUCUCCCGCAACAGCAGCACCCAGCGGUCCGAGUCGGAGAUCGAGGAGGACGAUUCCGGGGUGACUGACAUGAAUCGUCACCUGUCCGAGACAGACACUGAGUCGGAGAGCUUUCCGGAGCUGCGCAAGAUGAGCAGCUACCAGCGAGCGGCCACACAUUCCAGGCUCUUCAAGCUGCUGAACGACGAGAACGACCUGCCAGAGGAUCCGGCAGCCACGCCUGCUGAUGAGUUCCAACUGAAGCCCAGUCGCCGAAAGAUCGUGCACAAUGUUUCCAUCACCAGGAAACAGAAUCCAAGUGCCCUAAGCGACGCGGAGUCCAUGAGCCAGCGCCGGGAGCGACUCUCCCUGCCCCUCCGCAAGAACACCAGCAUCGAUGCGGAUAAUCCGUCGACUCCGAACAGUCCUGCCUCGCCCAUUAUGGGGCCAUCGGCCAAGAACCAAAAGGUGGUGAGCGACAAGCUGGUCAACGAACUGGUCCAGAGUCUGCUCUUGAAGAGCGACAGCACGCAUCUUCGCAACCUGCCCAUGGAGAAGCUACAGGCAGCGGCCAAGCGAGCCCUGGCUGAGGAAAUGGACUCCGCGCAGAACAGCUCCCUGGACAGCACGCCGGCGCCAACGCCGAAGCACGACAAGGAGUACUCCGACUACUACAACAGUUGGUGCGAGGCGAGCGGGAGCGGGGACGAGGUGCUGCCCUCCAAGGCCUUCCGUAACCUGCAAGAUCCACGACGCAGCCCCUGGACGGUGCGUUGCCCCCGUGUGCUCAGCUCCAAGACAAUAAACAGGGACUUGGCCCGAGUCACGGAAUCACCAGAGAUUGCCAACGCCAGGGGCAGCAAGAGUCCGGAAUGCUUCCGGCAGAACUCACAGUCCCGGGAGCGAUCCGUGAGUAGUUGGCGUCGGGUCUAGGGAAUGGCAAGGACGUUGCCACUUGUAUAUAUCAGGGCGGGUCUGUAGUCUUAGCAGGGAUGUGAGACCGGUUCCGAUGCGAUUAGGGAUCCAAGAUCCCCCACCAAUUCGAACGAAGUGAAAAGCGAAUUCAAAGCGACGGAGGGGUAGGCCACUGGGGUUCUGUAUUCACAUCCCCUGUAAUCCCCUAAAAUAUAUGAUUUAAACCUAAAAGGUUAAUCUGGAGGAUAGUCCAUUUUCGAACCGGUUACCACUCCCGAAUUCUGGUAAUGGUAAUUUAGCGCCCUAGGCGAUCUUCUGCAUUUGGCCAAAAAAGUCACUGCCCAAGUAGAUGGGCAUCACCCAAAGCCAGUUCUGCAUUUCUUCUAUCACAAUCAUCUCAUAUCAUCCCAGCACACUCAUUAUGUACAUUAUGAAUACCAAAUACACUCAACACCUUAAUAAACUAAAUAUCUAAUUAAACAUGUAAAUAAACCAAUUGAAACCAAUGAAAAGAAAUCGUUCAUUCGUUCGUUCGUUUGUUACCUCAGUAAAGCGCAAACCAAGACCAAAAAUCAAAAUCAUUUUCUCAAAAACCAAACUACCACAUGAGUAUGUCGAAAUUUGUAAAACAUAACUCUCGAAAUCGAACCAAAUAACCAGCAUAUAAAACUGAAGAAAAAAUCUAUUAAAUCGCCACAAUAAACAACAAAAUAAAAGAAAAACCAAAAACAAUUUCAUCUCAACUCAAAGAUUUCGUAAAACUCGUUCAAAAUCCUAAG